This is a messenger RNA of Thermothielavioides terrestris NRRL 8126, 1597 nucleotides long. RefSeq lists its product as uncharacterized. The record is from RefSeq and is a predicted model, not a curated record. Gene Ontology annotation, cellular component: intracellular membrane-bounded organelle. The transcript has a single exon. NCBI's taxonomy places the organism in Eukaryota, Fungi, Ascomycota, Sordariomycetes, Sordariales, Chaetomiaceae. Bases 103 to 1236 code for a protein of 377 amino acids. Gene Ontology annotation, molecular function: phosphatidylinositol binding.
UCCGAACAUUGACUCCCAAUCGCCGGGGGAGCGAGCGCGCGCGAGAGAGGGAGGACAGACACACCGAGAGGAGAGAUCCAUCCAUACCCACACACACGCAACAUGGCGCCGCCGCUAGAAAUCUCCAUCCCCACCACCUCGCUGCACACGCCCGCGGACGGCUCCAAGCCGUACACGCUGUACAACAUCACGCUGCGCAUGCCGCUGCGCUCCUUCGUCGUGCAGAAGCGCUACUCCGAGUUCGCCGCCCUGCACCGCGCCCUGGCCAGCCAGGCCGGCGCCCCGCCGCCCGAGCCGCUGCCCGCCAAGUCCUGGCUGCGCUCCACCGUCUCGUCGCCCGCCCUCACCGAGCAGCGCCGCGCCGCCCUCGAGCGCUACCUCCGCGCCAUCGCCGAGCCCCCCGACCGCCGCUGGCGCGACACCCCCGCCUGGCGCGCCUUCCUGAACCUUCCCGGUGGUGGUAGUGGCGGUGGUGGUGGGGCCACAGCGUCGGUGUCGGGCGCCAGCGUCGAGGCCCGCCUGCCGGCCAUCGGACCGCGCGACGCCACGCUCGCUGCCGCCAGCGACCCGGCCACCUGGGUCGAUCUGCACAAGGAGAUGAAGGAUCUGCUCAAGGCCGCGCGCGCGGGGAUGGAUAGGCGGGAGGGCCUGCCCGCGGGCAGCGUCGAGCAGAUGGAGGCCGGCACGGCGGCGAAGAAGGAGCUGAUCAAGGCGGGCAGCUUGCUGUUUGCGCUGGCGGGCGGGCUGGACGUGAUGAAGAAGGCCGGGAGGCUUGGGGAAGGGGAGCUCAGGCGGCGCAAAGAUCUGAUCGCCGCGGCGAAGGAGGAGAAGGCCUGGCUGGACCAGUGGGCGCUGAGGUCCGGCGGGAGGGGUGGUGGGCGCGGCGCGAGUCAGGGCGUUGCGAGUGAGAGCGACAGGGCGGCGCUGGGAGUCGCGCGCGACGGCCCGAUGGCCAGGAGGCCCGUGGGGAGGACGAUCGGGCGGCCGCUGCCCGAGACGGAGCGGACGCGGGAGCUGGACAACGCCGGCGUGCUGCAGCUGCAGAAGGAGGAGAUGGCGGAGCAAGAGCAGCGGGUCAACGAGAUCGGGCGGACGGUCCAGCAGUUGAAGGCGAACGCCAUCGCCAUCGACGAGGAGCUCACCUACCAACUCGGCCAGCUGGACCACCUGAACGAGGCGGUCGACGCGCACGAGCGCAAGCUGGCCAUCGCAAACCGGCGCGUCAAGAACCUGUGACGGGAAGCGCCGCCUCCCGGGGAGAUGAUGGAUCUGCACAACGGCAGUGCCUCGUCCGCGGCCUCUUCUGGUGGCAGCAGUGCCGCUGCGCCGGAAACGACCGGCGCGGCCGAGCCAGAAGAGGAGAAGACGGAAGACCAACAAGCGCCGGGAGGCGGCGUGGUCGACGCCGUGCUGUUGCUGGUGGUUAGAUGCGUUUUGGCCGGCGUUAAGGGGGUGGUGGUGCUUGAAUGGGUGCUCAUCAAGGUGUCGGAGGCAUUGGCCUGGGCGGUGGACUUGGGAAUGCUGCUGGUCCAGCCUCCAAACUGAGGCUCUGGGGGGCGCAAGCACUAUGGCGUUAACUGGGGGAGGAUCAGGGCGG